Molecule: messenger RNA, 2852 nt
Organism: Periophthalmus magnuspinnatus
Lineage: Eukaryota; Metazoa; Chordata; Actinopteri; Gobiiformes; Gobiidae
Gene: clptm1
Product: CLPTM1 regulator of GABA type A receptor forward trafficking
Exons: 14
Coding region: 72-1970 (632 amino acids)
Cellular component (GO): endomembrane system; membrane
Source: RefSeq, a predicted model, not a curated record
GUCUUCCUCUCGUGAGAUCUCGCGGUGUUUUCCAAGGCUGUGUAGUGUGUGCGCGACAGGGACAAGGAAAGAUGGCGACGCAGGAGACAGAGCCGACCAAGGCUACCGUGACCAACGGCGAGGUCAGUACCAAUGGCAGUGCAACAACGACAACAGAUGGCCAGACUGUGCAGGCAAAUGCACAGGAUCCACAGCAACAGCAGCCACAGCAAGCGCCAAACGCAUGGCAAGUCAUAAAAGGAGUCCUCUUUAGAAUCUUUAUAAUAUGGGCUAUUAGUAGUUGGUUUCGACGAGGGCCAGCAACUCCUGACCCCAACACUCCAGCUGGGGCGCCCAGAGUUCCCAGCAGAAACCUCUUUGCCAAGGACACUCUCAUGGACAUGUAUGUCUAUGUUUCCCAAGAGGAGGUUUUCUCUGACUUCAACAACACAGAUGCCCUGUUCUGGUUCCACAGGGAUCUGGUCUAUGGAGACUGGACCACAGGAGAGGAUGGAGAUGGCUGCUAUCAGAACUAUAAGGAGAUGGACAUCCCAAAGAAAAUACAGCAGAAUGGCUCUCUCUACAUACAUGUAUACUUCACUAAAAGUGGAUUCAAUCCAGACCCAAAACGCAAGGGACAGUAUCGUAGACUUGCAACAGUUCAUGCAUCAAGAAUGCUAAAUAAGUUCAAACGAAGAAAGUUUCUAAAGACAAAGAACUUGCUUACGGGGGAGACAGAGGCAGAUCCCGAGAUGAUUAAGCGGGCAGAAAGCCAUGGGCCAGUAGAGAUAAUUUCCCAUUGGCACCCCAAUCUCACUGUUAACAUGGUAGAUGACCACACCGCUUGGGUCAAAGGCUCCGUUCCUCCUCCUCUAGAUCAACAUGUUAAGUUUGAUGCUGUCAGUGGCGACUAUUACCCUAUAGUUUACUUUAAUGACUACUGGAACCUCCAAAAGGACUACUAUCCCAUCAAUGAGACUCUGACGAAGCUCCCCCUUCGUCUGACCUUCUGUCCCCUCUCUCUGUGGAGGUGGCAGUUGUAUGCUGCCCAGAAUGCUCGCUCGCCUUGGAACUUCCUCCCUGAGGACACAUAUGAGCAGUCUGAUGAAGAUCAAGACUCUGUCAAGGUGGCACUUCUGGAGACCAACCCAUAUCUCCUUGGACUGACGAUUGUCGUGUCAAUUGUGCACAGCAUUUUUGAGUUUUUAGCCUUUAAAAAUGAUAUCCAGUUUUGGAACAGUCGACAGUCCUUGGAAGGGUUGUCUGUGCGGUCCAUUAUUUUUGGCGUGUUCCAGUCACUAGUGGUCCUGCUGUACAUCCUGGACAAUGAAACCAACUUUGUUGUUCAAGUGAGCGUCUUCAUUGGCCUUCUCAUUGACCUAUGGAAAAUUACCAAGGUCAUGGAUGUCAAAUUGGACAGAGAAAACAAAAUCGCUGGGGUAAUUCCAAAAUUGGUCUUCACAGACAAGUCUACAUAUGUGGAGUCUUCAACCAAGAUCUAUGAUGAUAUGGCAUUUAAAUACUUGUCCUGGUUCCUUUAUCCCCUGUUUGGCUGCUAUGCUGUUUACAGUUUAUUGUAUGUAGAGCACAAAGGCUGGUACUCCUGGGUACUCAGUAUGCUCUAUGGAUUCUUGUUAACUUUUGGUUUUAUCACCAUGACACCACAGCUUUUCAUCAACUACAAAAUGAAAUCUGUGGCACACCUCCCAUGGAGGAUGCUCACAUACAAAGCCCUCAAUACCUUCAUUGAUGACCUGUUUGCCUUUGUCAUCAAGAUGCCCAUGAUGUACAGGAUAGGAUGCCUCAGAGACGAUGUUGUCUUUUUCAUUUACCUGUAUCAGCGCUGGAUCUAUCGCGUGGAUCCCAACAGAGUAAAUGAAUUUGGCACUAGUGGAGUGGACCAUUCCCAGAACAACACCGCAGCAGAGGUAACAUCCUCUGAAUCCACAGCUGUCACCAACAAAUCAGAUGGAGAGAAGAAGAACGAUUAAAGCAUUACUACAACUUGAUCUGCAUUCUGUGGCAAGAGUAACGGAGUGAAGAGGACUUAUACACGGCAAGGAGGGUAGUUGCUGAUAGCAGUCAAGGACACCAAUAUUAAAAAGCAGAUCAGCUGUUUCCAGUGCUUCUGUGUUGAUUCACGGAGAUUCAUAAUCUGUGUAGACUUGAUACAUUUUUUUUUGUUCUCAUCCAGCCCUCUCUUUUUGCAGUUCAAGUGAAGUAAAAUGUGAUGUACUGUUGUUUGUAUGAUUUCAAAGGAGAGAUGGUGUGGUGUUGGGAUGGCUGUCGAGAGGGCAAUGAUUUCUGUUGACCACUUUUAUAUAUUUGGAAGAAAGAGACAAAGGGCAAACGUUCUUUAUGUAGAUUAAUUGUGAAUAUUUUUCAUUCCACACACAUUUGGUGAGUUGCACUGGAAGAAACUGGAAAUGUCCGGAGCCAAGCCAAACUAGGAGUUCUCUAACACCCGCCAUCAGACCGUGAAUACUACCUUUUAUAAUACUACUCUUUUAAAUAAACGGUUCAUGUUCAGAACUUGAACAAAAAUAACACCCUCGUUAGUGCAGAUAUUAAUAUUGUCAUCUACUUGUUCAGUCACAUACCCUGAAUCUGGGAAGUUUUCACAAUGAGUAGGCUACUAACAAUUCUCCAAAAAGCUAUAGACAAUUUGAAAGUCUUAAUCCCUCUUAAAAUGGUAGGGCCUGUUUUUAAACAACAUGCUCCACAAAAGAUGGACCUGACAGACAUUCAGGGCUGAUCUGAAGAACCACACCACUGUUUUUAUGUGCUGUAAAUCCUGAAUCCAAAAGGGUUUAAUGUCGGUCCAUAUUAAAUUUUGAACAUCCAUGUUUAUAUUAAAAUAAGUGUGAUUUAAA